Messenger RNA from Acanthopagrus latus (yellowfin seabream), 7547 nucleotides. RefSeq names its product zinc finger protein 608 (gene znf608). NCBI's taxonomy places the organism in Eukaryota, Metazoa, Chordata, Actinopteri, Spariformes, Sparidae. Gene Ontology annotation, biological process: regulation of transcription by RNA polymerase II. The transcript has 9 exons. Gene Ontology annotation, cellular component: nucleus. The record is from RefSeq and is a predicted model, not a curated record. Bases 1263 to 5933 code for a protein of 1556 amino acids.
UUUAUUACCAAUAUUAUCAUUAUUUUAUUGUGUAUUUUUCUAUUUUGUCUUUGGUCCUGCUAUUCAUUUCUUAAAAUCUAUCACUACACUGCUGCUGUGGCAGGUGACGGAUAAGUAAAGUUAAACUGAUCUUAUCUUUGAACUGCUUUUGUACUAAAUAAUGUUAUACAGAUCGAAUUUUACAUGCAAACUCAUCUUUUGAGUCAUACCAAUAAUUAUUUUGCUCUUUACAACUAUUCAAAGCUGACAUGAAAUAAUUUACACAAAGUGUAAAUAAAGUUUGUUGACCUUGUUGAUCAUGUAUCUGACUGUUAUUUAUCUGCUUUGAAGAACUUAGCACUUUUAAUUGUUAUAUUAUAGGCAUUUUUUACUUCUGACAAUCCAAAUUUGUAAAUAUACACUUUGCUUGUGUUGUUUGACAGUAAAUUAAAAAAGAGAGUAUGUUUAAGUUGUUGUUUAGCAAUAGAAGAAAAAAUAACAUGCCUUGAGCAGGACAGUAUUCUGUAUAUUAGAGUUUAUCUGACUAAUAUCUUUUAUCUUUCCACUGGAGACGACUACUGUCUACUGUCUACUGUCCCACUAACAGGUACACAGGUGUUACAGUGGCCCCUGUCACCAAUCAGUGAAAUUUUAAAGAUCCAGGCAGGAGCAGCUGAUGAGAUGCAUCAGGCCUUUAAAUCUGGUGGGCAUCAUCAGCUACACCUGAGCUGAUGUUUAAACAAUAGAGGAGAGGCCGCAGCGCCCCCCUGUGGCCCCUCAGUGUCCCCUCCUGAGAAAGGAAUCACAUUCUUCUUUCUUGCAAAAUACAGUCAAGACAUUAUUCAGGGUGAAAGAAAACAAAACACUGUUUUCACUCCGCAGAGUAUUAUACAUGCAGAGAAACACGUUAUGUUAUAUUAGACUAAACGUGCCAAUUUUGCAAUGUCUCUGUGAUAUGAUAUGAUUUUUUUUGUAUAGGCUAGUUUAUUUUUAGUGUUUCAUUUAAAUAAUUAACAUAAUGGUGUAUGAGUUACUUUUUUUUUUUUUUCUACAAAUGGGACGUGUGGGCUACAUAAUAUGAUACCUACAAACAUCUGUCUGAAACUCCCCGCUGUCAUUCAGCCUGGUGUAGUUUGUGAUGGAGCAGGCCUGCUCCAGCAGCCUAUAACAGACCUGCAUGUGUCCACCUAUAGCUCGGUGCUGUGUGCCCACUGCGGCGGGCUGACAAUGACUUGAAUGCUGAUUAUUGUGAAGAUCGACAAAGGACACGAGGAAAGGAGGAGAUGAACCGCUUCCUGAGAGCUGGGGAGAAUGGAGGGCUGCUGACGGACUGCAGGGAGCUGUCACCCAACCACACCGCCUCCUCCUCCUCCACCACCUCCACCUCUUCCUCCUCCUCCUCCACCGCCUCCUCCAUCUCCAUCACCUCCUCCUCCUCCUCCUCCUCCUCCUCCAGCGCCGCUGGCUCAGCCGACAGACACGCGGCCCUGCCCUCGCUCCAGACGCGGGGACCUGUCGGCGGUGGCGGCGGCAGCGGCGGGUCGGAGCCGAGGAGAUCCGCGCUGAAACGCAGCCGAGCCGGCCGGGAGGGACGAGACGAACCGGAGGCGGCGGAUCGCGCAGCGGCUGCCGCGGCUGCGGUGCGCGGCGGCGGCGAGUUGUGCGUCGGGCUCGGUAAGCAGCAGCAGCAGCAGCAGCAGAGUAGGGAGGCUCAAGGACGCAGCGUCGGUGGAGACGGUCUGGAGAUGAUUUCAGCGGUCAGCAGAGACGCGGACGGCUGCGGCAACAACAACGGCGUCUCCGAAGUGACCACGGCCUCUCCUGCGAGCUGCGCCAAAGGAAAGGAGGAGAGGAAGGGGAAGAAUGUGAUCCGGGGCUGGAAGAGGGAGAGGGACAGGGAGAGGGACAGGGAGAGGGACGCCGCCGCUCCUCCCGCUCCUCCGGUCCGGACGAGGAAGGAGAAGCCCGCCGAUGGCUCGUCUCCUCCUCCCUCCGUCUUCCUCCCGUCGUCCGCCCUGCCCGAGCAUCAUCUGUGCCGCGACGGCCCCGGACACUGCCACUGCGCCGCGCCGGACUCCAGGAUCACGGGAGAUACCAGCAACGUAAACAAUAACAAUAAUUGUGGGAGUAGCGGCGGCGGCGCUGCCAACAAAACCGCGCUGGAGUGUGGAGUUAAGAGCGGCGGCGGCGCUAUUGUUGUCAGGCGGCAGCAUGACGACACGCCGGCGGCCAAGAAACACAGGGGAGCCGAGAAGGUGGACCCCAUGUUCACGGUGCCAGCUCCCCCUGCUCCAGGCCACCCCGGGGCACCCGGGUCCUCUCUGCCCUUGGCCCCUACCUUCUCCCCCCCAGCCCUGCCCACCUCUAACCCCAAGCAGCUGGUGGUGAGGACGAGGUCUAUAGGCACCAACACCCAGGAUGGAGGCGUCUCAGGGGCACUGGAGGGCGACUCGGCCUGUCUGGGACCCUGCCAGCCCGGGACCAGCGUCAAUCUGGAGGGCAUCGUCUGGCAUGAGACUGAGGAAGGUGUACUGGUGGUGAACGUGACGUGGAGGAAGAGAACCUACGUGGGAACUCUGUUAGACUGCACCAAACACGACUGGGCUCCUCCAAGGUUUUGUGAGUCACCCUCCAGUGAUCCUGAGUUGCCAGGUGGGCGUGGCCGGGGAAAACGGAUGCGAAUGGCCAUGGCUGAGCGGCCCUGCAUUGAGCCGACACCUGCUGCCAAAGUCAGGGGUUUAUCACAGCACAGGAGCCGUGGAGGAGGUGUGGCUGGAACCACUGCACCCAUCCACAGCAAGGGACGGAGAGGAAGCCUGAACCUCAUCAACAGCAACUGCCGAGCACCGCCUUCUUUCUUCACUGUUGAGGAGGUGAAACCUGCAAACAGUACGUCCUCUCUCUCGUCUGGGAAGCGAAAGAACAAACCGCCAGCUGACCUGGACCUCAGCCUGGUCUCCUCUGAUGACAUCAAAAACGGGAAUGGGAAGAGGAUCCGAGCCAAAUCCCGCAGCGCCCCAUCCACACCGCAAGGCAAAUCUGAUCCAUCGUUCAUGGACCCCGGAGGAGGUUGUGCCUCCUCACCACCUCCCCCACCCAUCCUCAUUGACUGCCCACACCCCAACUGCACUAAACGCUACAAGCACAUCAAUGGCCUGCGCUACCACCAGACCCAUGCACACCUCGAGGUUGAGGAGCAGAGGAAGCCUGAGCUCGAGCCCAUGAAGGAUGCAGAGAGUGAGGAACGAAUAUCAGACUGUGAGGACACCAUCAGCAACAUGACAUAUGACCUCUCAGAGACUAACAGCACUAAUACCAACAGCUCCUCAAAGAAACCUGCUCCUCUAUAUAAGGUGACCACGGUGGGGUCGCCUAAGAACAGAAGGUUACUCCUCAGCACUGACCACACACCCACUGCUAACUCCAAGACCAGAAGAACCUCACUGCUGAAAGAUGGGCUCAUUGAUGACCUUAGCAAUCUGCCCAUCAUAUCCAACAUGACCGUGGUUCUGGAGAACUGCAUGGUACCAGACAGAAACUCCACGGUAGAGAUGCCCAAGCUGGAAGCAGAGGGUUUGAUUGACAAAAAGGGAGGCGCAUGUGACAAAGGCAAGAAGGCCAACGGGAAAGUUGAGAAGCUAUCCAAGUCACGAACCAAUCGGCCGAUUGCUCCGGCCCCUGCCCCACCCAAGCUGAUCGCCAUACCCAACACAGCGUAUCCAACAGGCACAGCAGAUACUGCCACCUCACAGCAGCCCACACCAAUGGCAGCUGUAGGACUCACCAGUAAAAACCUUCCUCUGAAACCCAUCAAACCAAAGCUGAGUAUCGUUGUGGAACCGAGCCUUGUCAAAGCCACCUUGGUUAAUUGCAGCAAAGAGACCAGAAAGAAAGAGAAACGGAGGCUGAAGGACAAACAUAGCAAAGAUGCACCGACCAGGACGCCUAACGGGGACAGCAGUGGACUCAAAAUGGAAGAUGGUGGUGGUGGUGGUUCUAAAAUGGGUGUUAAGGAAAUUUCUGGGAGCCUUCUGAAGGAGCACCUUAGUAAGCAAGAUGUGAUGAAUGGGCUUACGGAAAGCCAGGAGAGUAGGAUGGCCAGUAUCCGAGCUGAGGCUGAUAAGGUCUACACCUUCACUGACAACGCCCCCAGUCCCUCAAUUGGUGGUUCAUCGCGGCUUGACCCUAGUGGCGGUUGCCUGGCAGCAGCAGACAGCAACAGCAAAAACAACAGCCCCGCCUACUCUGACAUCUCAGAUGCCGGGGACGAUGGGGGAUCUUCUGAAUGUCGCUCAGAUGGAAUCAGAUCCAAGUCUAGCUCCUCAACCUCAUCAGAGGUGAGCUGUAACAGCAACCAUGGUAACCCUGGUAAAACCCCACCCACAGCAUCUGCCCCUUCAUCAAAAGACCCCCAGUCUCCAUACUACCACAGCUACGAGCCCUACUAUCUGCAAGGUUACAUGCAAUCGGACAGGCAAAACAACAGCAGCGUUGCUUUCCACAAAAGCUCUGCUCUUGAUGGCAAAGGGAAAGAAAGAAAGGAAGAAGUAAAGGAGGAUGACAAAGGCUCCUCCCAUGAGUUCUUAGAUUCAAAGAAAGGCGAUGGGCCACCUCAAUCUCAGCUUCAGCUGGCUAUGAGUCAGACCCAGACUGCUUUGGCCCAGUCAUUGUACUAUGGCCAGUACUCCAGAGGACUGUACAUGGACCAGAAACUGUUACUGGCUUCCAAAUGUUGCGACCAGACGCACAGUGCCAAGCAGAGGGGCGAGAGGGGACAGGGGGUGAGAGACAGUGAGGAAGACAAACAUAUUGUCGGGGCUUCAGUCGGUGGACCCAUGCUAAGUAAAGGUCCAGAUGGUACUAAAGGUUGCUGUCCCAAACCCAUCCUGUCCUACGUGGAGAUGAGUGAGAGGGGAGAAAGGGGACUGGGCGUAAAGGCUGUGCACGGUGGCAUGGUGGACCAGCACCAGGUCUCGAUGAAAGACUGCGAUGACAUCAAGUCACCGUCCUCUUCCUCUUCUUCAUCACUCCACAACCCAAACAGUCAGACAGAUCUGGACUCAAAUGUUUCCUUUUCCAGUCCCUCAGACGGCCCGGCCUGGGCUCACUGCCUGGUUCACAGCAAAUACUCAGAGCUACAGAGUCAACAUGGCGAGGAGGCCGAGGAGGGUGAGGCAGACAGGGGAAAAGAAUGGGCAACUACCGUGGAGCCUGCCGGGGCCAAGAUGUCUUCAGGAGGAGGAGGUGUGGGAGAAAGAGGAGGAGGUGUGGGCGGAGAUGCCAAAAAAGCCAGGCACCAUGGAUCCCACGACCUGCUGCCGAGCAUCGAUGCAGAGGAGUCAGACAGGCUGGAUGGGCUAGAUGAUCAAGGCCAGGAGUCAAUGGGAGGGUUGGCUGAGGAGUCCCAGAGUGCCCGGGCGGCGGUGUCUCCUCCCAUGACCCCCCAGCAGCCCUACAUCCAGUAUCAGCACUCCUCUUACCCGCCAUACCUAGCAAUGUGUGAGAGCAGCGGAGGCUCCUAUAGGGGGGUGUCCCCAACCCUGGUCCACAAUUACCCAGGUUUCCACUACCCUCUGUACGGUAAGACGGCGGGCAGGGAGGAGUCGGAGGUGACUCCGCCCAGCAGAGGAGGAGUGGUGAGCAGCAAGCAGAGCAGCGGCGACUCCUCAUCCUCAGCCAUGGAGCUGCUGCAGCAGCAGAGCCAUCAGUACCAUGGAAAAUCACCUGCUCCUGGCGAGAAGGGUUCCCCUGAGGGAGAGAGAGAGACAGAGCGAGAGAGGAACCACGUGUCCUUCGCCCGACACCUCCACACACACCAUCACACACACCUGGGUAUGAGCUACAACCUGAUGGCAGGGCAGUAUGACAUCUACCAAGGGUUGAGCUCCAGGUCGCUGGUCUCCAGUCAGCAGGUGUCGGGACACUCCUCUACUGAGAGCGACGGGAAGAAGUAGGACCAUGUGACCACGUCUCACAUGAGGAACGGCAGAUUUAUCAGACAUCAAUUCCAUGGUGUUGAAUAAGCUUCGCCUCGCUGAGAGGCAGAGAACACAAAAUUAAAAAAAACCUCUUUCAUUUCUUACUAAUGACAGCCACCUGUUUUAUAACACGUCAACAAAGAGCAAACAGAGGGACAGAGAGCGGGAUCGAGGACCUUUCUGAGGGAGGAACUAUCUGUAUAAAAAACCCAGAUCACUGACUUUUGGAGCUUUCAGUUUUGCAGGAUUUUGACAGAAGCGGGCGGCAUGUAUAAAAGGAAACAACUCAGCGCGCCGUGCACUCAGCCCAGCCGCAGCUUUAUGAAAUGCACAUUUAUCGUAGUGUAUUAUGACGAUGAUAUGACUGAAUGUACUGAUGACGACUCACGUUAUCCCAAUAGUGUUGAUGGUUUUUUUAAACUCCUGUUGGGAAGCAGCAUUAGGAAGCUAAAAAAUCUAUUAUUAUCCUUAUUAUUCUCAUUAUGAUUAUUGAAGUUGUCCUCCUCCCUCCAUAGUGCUGACGCUACAUUUGUAUUACUAACCUGUACUUGAGCGUAACCAUGUUGAUUGUAUUGUCUUUAUGUGAGAGUAAACCUUCACAUCGACCUGCCCAGUGCCAUGUAGGAACCCAGUGGUGUAUAUAUUCUGUACAGAUUCAUGGCAGAGCACUAACAUGCUUUAUCGUACUCUAUGUUGAUCUCCAUCAGCCAUGCAGGGGAGCAGCGGGCAGAGUGGGAAAAACCAGCAGGAACAGAGCUGCUGUUUCUUUAUUAACUGACUCAAGUUCAUGUGCAGCAGUUUGUCCUUCGAUGUAGUUUAGGUUGCACAUUUCCAAUUUGGUUAGAGCUGAUGGUAUGUGUGUCAUUUAGAGAAUGUUAGCCUCAGUUUGUGCCUCUAGAGCUUCUGGAGACUGUUCUCCCAAACAUAUUGAUUCUAUACGAUCUACUGGCAUGCUACUGCUACAGUGCUGGAAGCUGCUGUUUCUUUCCUGCCUGCUACCAGCAGUCCGUGAUGGAGCAGUUGGCAAAACCGUCUCAUCAUGAGGUCCAAUCUAUAGCUGAUCUGAAGCUUUCAGUUGUUUCACACCAUCUUCCUCAGCAGAUUAUCCAGUUGGCAUGGAAUUGUGGAUAUUCAAAUUUUCAUCACUUCAUGAUUGCAUCACAGUUGAAAGUUGAUUUUUUGCAGUCUGUCUACAAUUUCAUGGCAGCUGAGUAAUUGUAUGAUAUGUUUGAAAGCUCCAAAAUAGCUACUAAAUGGACCGUAUGGUCAGAUUGUCAUGCCAAAUGAAAACAAAGUUUCCUAACAUUAGCUAGUAGCUUAUUUUCGACCAAUCCUGACCUAGUUUUUGUGCCUAAACCUAACUAUACCUUAACUAUUGUGCUAACCAUGAUAACAGUCAUCACUAUACAGAUGUACAAGCUGCUGUUUCUGUCAGCUUUGGUAGGCUACACAAUUCAAAUUUAGACCAUUCCUUCUUUCUUGGUCCCAAACAAAUAUGGUAACGUACUGUCUAUGUUUAGUUCAAGGAAGAAAGACUUACAUUGUGUCAAAAUUCAGUGUACACAAGAAAAAAAAACAUAAAAUAAAAGA